Molecule: messenger RNA, 4945 nt
Organism: Balaenoptera musculus (blue whale)
Lineage: Eukaryota; Metazoa; Chordata; Mammalia; Artiodactyla; Balaenopteridae
Gene: SCN3B
Product: sodium voltage-gated channel beta subunit 3
Exons: 7
Coding region: 243-890 (215 amino acids)
Biological process (GO): sodium ion transport; regulation of heart rate by cardiac conduction; ventricular cardiac muscle cell action potential
Cellular component (GO): voltage-gated sodium channel complex
Molecular function (GO): sodium channel regulator activity
Source: RefSeq, a predicted model, not a curated record
AGCUUCCGCCUCCUUCCUGGCCCCCCUCCGGACCUCCCCGGGGAGGCUCGGCGGGUGUGGACCGGACUGAGGUGGAACGAGUUCUGUAGCUCAGACGGCAGCCCCGGUGGUUUCGGGUGUGAGGGCAGGCCCAGCUGGAGAAGCCGAUCAGGGCGGACGAAGCCGGCGCUCCUGGGUCUGGGUGGAUCCUGGUCGGAGCGUAACUCUUGGUAGGGAGCCCCGGAAGCCACCCGCUGAAAAAGAUGCCUGGCUUCAACAGAUUGUUUCCCCUGGCUUCCCUCCUGCUCAUUUUGUGGGCUGGUGUCUGCUUCCCUGUGUGUGUGGAAGUGCCCUCGGAGACGGAGGCCGUUCAGGGCAAUCCCAUGAAGCUGCGCUGCAUCUCCUGCAUGAAGAGGGAGGACGUGGAGGCCACCACGGUGGUGGAAUGGUUCUACAGGCCCGAGGGCGGUAAAGAUUUCCUUAUCUAUGAGUAUCGGAACGGCCACCAGGAGGUGGAGAGCCCCUUCCAGGGACGCCUGCAGUGGAACGGGAGCAAAGACUUGCAGGACGUGUCCAUCACUGUGCUCAAUGUCACCCUGAACGACUCCGGCCUCUACACCUGCAACGUGUCCCGGGAGUUUGAGUUUGAGACACAUCGCCCCUUCGUGAAGACCACCCGGCUGAUCCCCCUCCGCGUCACCGAGGAGGCUGGAGAGGACUUCACCUCUGUGGUCUCAGAAAUCAUGAUGUACAUCCUCCUGGUCUUCCUCACUCUGUGGCUGCUCAUCGAGAUGAUAUAUUGCUACAGGAAGGUCUCAAAGGCCGAAGAGGCAGCCCAAGAAAAUGCGUCUGACUACCUGGCUAUCCCAUCGGAGAACAAAGAGAACUCUGCGGUACCAGUGGAGGAAUAGAAGGGGGCAACUGGAGGUGGCCUGAACACUGAAGUGCUGGCUAUCCCAUGUUCAGUGAUGUCAACAGCGUCAGGAGGGUGCCCCAGGGGCCACAUCACUUCCCUUCACGCGUCCAUCCUUCAGUUCAUUCAUCAUACAUCCACUCACCUCUGAACUGUCACCUCUGACUUGCUAACUCCAUCAGACCUCCACACACCACAAGACUUUGCCAGAACCGAGGAGCCAACAUUUCUACACGACUCAACCUCAGCCUGCCCUUGCUUUCAAGCAAGCAGCUCCCAUGCCAACUGGACCCCUCCCCUGUGCUCCACCCGACUUUGAACACGUGCUGGAGUCGGCAAAUCCAUGGGCCCCUUUCUUGCUGGAGCCGGCUCAUUCUCCAUUGCCGCAAGUGAAUGGAGGUCUUAACGGAAGGAAGCUGGAGUGAUUAGUUUGGGUUAAAGCAAAAGAGUGUCAUGAAGUGGGAUUCCUUGAAGUCAGUUUUUCUAAGUUCCUGGCCCACUGGCUGGAGCAUCAGAGCAAAGCAUGCCUUUCUAGGCCCUCCAGUGAUAGAAAGUUCACUAAGCAUGGACUAAAAGGUUCUCUGGACCAUGGUGCUCCAGGGCUAGAUCCCAAGAGGUCUCAAAGGCCUGGGUUAGUGUCAGUCCUUCAAGAAGCCGAGGGCAGGGGACUUGGGAAGUCAUACAACAUGCUCAUGAUGCUCCUGGGGCAACGUGUGUGUGCCUUGCCAGGUGAACACACCACCGGAGAUGGCUGGGUGCCAUUGUUUUCCUGUGGGCACUGGGACUGAAAUUCCCAAGUUCUUCCUCUCAAAAUUUCUGUAAGUCAGUAGUAUUACUCAUACAGGAGGCAAUGGAGACUCAGACAGGACUCCACUGAUAAGAGACUUCAAAGGAUAAACUGGAGCAGAUAGAAGCCUAGGGCGCUGUCCAGUUUACACUUCCCGAGAUGGGAUAAUUUUGUUCUGGAAAAGACUUCGAAAUUGAGUUUGGCCAUGGCACAGAACUGAGUGGAUUGCCUGGCUGAGGUUAGCUCUGAUUCAGGUAAUUAGAAAUUGGCCAAAAAGGCAGAGAGAAGGAUGGGAGGUAGAUUUGAAGAAUUUCUUUAGUGAAAAGAUUUGUGAAUCUGAGACGUCUUCCAGGAGGGGAAUGCAUCUGGGAAUGGCAUUUAACUAAGAAACAUGUUUUUAGUCUGAGAUAGAUGAUGGCAAAUGAGUGACGUGAUAGAGGAGGGACAGGCUAGAUGGCUUCCAAAUAUUUCACCUGUGAAUUCAUAAUGUCCAGUUUUUUGUUUGUUUUUGUUUUUCUCCCUAGAUGUUAGGAGAGCAGAUGAACACUGGAAACAUUUUAGUCAAUAUCUCAUGUUUCACUUUGAGUAACUGGUGUAAGUGUGGUGUCCUUCCGCACCUCGUGAUGAGAGGGGGAAGGAUGCUUUACGGGAUGUGAGAAGAUGAAUGGGACUGGGAUUCGAUGAACAAGAUGUCCCUCAGAUCCAGGGGAAUCUAUGGGGAAAGAUCCCACUCUCUUGGCUUUGGGCCUCACCUGACAAACUCAGUUCAUCUCUGCCACCCCUGGGAAAGCACUUGAAUUAGUCCUUGUUCACAUAUUCGAGAGUCUGAUUUUAUUGAAGAAAAUACUUUCAAGAAAUUCAAGGCUGUUCUCAUUGGUAAUUUCCCACACUAUCUCUCUGAAAUAGGGGACAGAAUAUAGAUUUUCCUUACUUUCCUGUGAGGAAAACAGGCCUGGAUUACUGUGAGGUUUUCCCAGUCACGUGGCUGGUGGAUGACAAGCCUGCCGCAGAAACUACUUUCUACCACUCCACUGCCCUCUUGCUUCAGUAGACCACGCAUCUAACUUGUGAUCUAGAAUGCACGUUUGCUUUUUUUUUCCUUUUUAAAAGCCCAACUCAGAUAUUUCCUGAGUGAUUUUUAAUGAAGCUGAAUGGUACCUCUCUUUUUUUCUUAUCCUUUACAAGUAAUCUUCUCUAGUCUUUUCCUCCUCCUAACUUCUCAACUCUUCUCAUCUUUAAUGCUUUCUUUAUUAAGCUAUAUAAUUUACCAAGCAUUUUAAUUAUCUUAUUUCUUCUCCACAACUAGCUCUGUGAGGUGGAUAUUGCUAAUAUGUUAACAAAGGAAGAAACACACUGCCUGAGGCUAAGAAGCUUUACCAAACCAUAAGCUCAUAUAGUUGGUAAAUGGAGAGCUGGAAUUCAGGUCUUCUGAGCCCUAGCCCAGCUCUCUUUCCACUGAGACCAUAGCUGCUUCCUUUCCUCUCACUUUUUUUUUUUUUUUUUACUUCCAUCUAAUCUUUGCCUCUCUUGCUUGUCCUGAGAUGUUAAACAUCUUCGCUCACUCCUAAUCCCACUCGAUUGCUCCUCUACCACUUUGCUUCUUGGUCCGUGCUGAAAAUGUGCUUUCAGAGUCUUAAUCUCAUGUUCGUUUCCCCUUUCUCGUUGGUUUGUACCUCAUUAUUUCUCCUGAAUUGCAAUUAAACUCCUUCCUGGGAGACUUGAUCAUGACUAUAAAUCCACAAGGUACUGUGGUCACCAGCCCACUUCAAAUCCUCACUCACUCCCCGUUCCUCCGCAUAUUCCUACCAAGGACCCAGAUAAACGUGCACUGCUCCGGAAGCUUUAUCUGGCAUGCUGUUCUUAUUAAAGGGCUUAGAAAUGUUCUCAAGGGCUAUCAUCACUCUAGGAACCCCACCUGUUGUCUUGGUGCUGGAUAUUUCCCCUGACUGAUGCUUAAUAAUACAAUUCACUCAAGGCCAGCUCGGCUGGGUCUGGUUUUCCCUUCCCUUGGGCUUAACAGCCAUGACCUUCAUUGCUCAAGUCUGCUGGCCCUGUGAGCACCUUGCCCUACUGACCUUUGCCAUCAGCUCAGCCCUGCAUCGCAGCCCCAACGCCUGUGUGGAAAUACCUUGACGGUCAGCACCUGUCCCGACACUAGCCUUUAUUUUCAGGCCAUCUAAAAGCACUGUCCUUUAGAGUCACCAUCCCCAAACACCCACACACCCGGAUCUCUGAUUCUCUGAGUUUCCGGUUUCUCCUUAGAUGCCAAACUAGAAAUGUUAGUAGGAAAGGAAUUUUUCAAAGCAGGAAUAUGCUGGAAAUAUGUAUAGAGCUAUGAAUGGUUAAGAGAAGAGAUAGUACCUCCUUUUCUUCCCCCAAAACUACGGGAUCAGAAAGGAAAAUAUGCCCAUCUCAGAAUCUGUGAACCCACCUGACAUAAAUCAGAGAAAAGGCCGUGUAACUGCAUCUUGGCAGGAAGAAGCAGCAAGGAGCUAGACCCAUUUCAGGAUAUAUCUUGGCUCCCCUUCCCAAGUGGAAAUGGAAAAAUAAAACAAAAACCACCUUCCUCUCCCCUCCUUUUGUAAAUGAAAAGCCCCCAACCCAGUGAACCCUCCUAGUCACGGCAAACGUACCUGUGUAGUACUUGGUGCGCCAUUACUCCGAUCAUGCAUUCAUUCUGCGUUUCAGCUCCCUCUCUGCGUCCAUUACUCCGAUCAUGCAUUCAUUCUGCGUUUCAGCUCCCUCUCUGCGUCAGGCAGCAGUCUAGACCCUGACUGUGCCCUGUGCUCUUAGGUUUUAAAAAUAUCAUCAUCCAAGCCUUUCCUAGUCUCUUAAAACUCUACCAUGGUAGACGACUCAUGUUUGGCGCCCCUCCCCUUACUUGAGGCUGUAGUAGGACCCAGGAGAUGUACACUUGAAGCGAGUCUGAGCUGUAGCUCAGACUCAACCCCUAUCAUAGGCCAGCUAAGCCUCAAAGCUGGUAUUACUCUUUUUUGGGCAGAGUGACAGGGAGGGAGGCACCGAAGGACGAGUGCUUGUGGGUUUGUGAGGCACCAAACACAAUCAGCAAACUCGUACAGCCAUGGAACUCGUCACCACGUUGUCACCUUCAUGUGGCUUCUUCUUGACUUUCCACAGCCAAGCUUUUUCUGAACUUUAGAAAUGUUGUUCCUGACCACGCAAGCUCUCAACAACCUAAUGCCUGUACGCGGUGUUUUUCAGUGAACUCCCUGUUCACGUCAAUAAAGUGUCUCUGAACCCUGCUG